Lingula anatina is the source of this 1482-nucleotide messenger RNA. Its product is annotated as 26S proteasome non-ATPase regulatory subunit 13. Gene Ontology annotation, biological process: ubiquitin-dependent protein catabolic process. Gene Ontology annotation, molecular function: structural molecule activity; protein binding. Gene Ontology annotation, cellular component: nucleus; cytosol; proteasome regulatory particle, lid subcomplex. The record is from RefSeq and is a predicted model, not a curated record. Lineage: Eukaryota; Metazoa; Brachiopoda; Lingulata; Lingulida; Lingulidae.
GCCGCCAUAUUGGGGAAAGAAAAGCCGGCAGCAUGUCGUCAAGUGUUACAACAUUUUUAUCGGAACAACAAAGAAGGAGCAGCGGAGAAUUAGCAACAGAAUGGGCAGAGUUAGAAGACCUUUACUCAAAAAAACUUUGGCAUCAGUUGACAUUAAAAGUUUUGAAGUUUGUAAAGAAUCCAGCAUUGGCAACAGGAGACACUUUAAUACAGAUAUACAAGAACUUUAUAGCUGAUUUUGAGCACAGAGUAAACCCCCUGGCAUUGGUAGAGAUUAUUCUAUAUGUGGUAGACCGAAUUCAAGAUCCACAAGAGGCUAUUCAAUUUAUAGAAAAGAUCAGAGAAAAAGUAAAGGGUAAUGAGGAAGCUGUAGCCUUGUGUCUGACAGCUGUUGGCAACAUCCAUAUCAAACAGAGAAAUCUGGAUGCAGCAAAAAAGAUAAUUGAGGAGGCCACAGGUAUUCUUGACAACUUUGAUGGCAUAACUACUGUACACAGUAGAUUCUAUGACCUAACCAGUAACUAUCACAAAUUGAUGGGCAACCAUGCGGAGUAUUACAGGGAGGCACUAAGGUAUCUAGGCUGUACCACACUGGAUGAUGUACCUGAGAACUUAAAAACCGAAAGAGCAUUUAACCUGGCCUUGGCAGCACUACUUGGUGAAAAUAUCUACAAUUUUGGUGAAUUGCUAGCACACCCAAUCUUGAAUUCCCUGAAAACUCCAGACAGGCAGUGGCUGGUAGACUUUCUGUAUGCUUUCAAUGCAGGCAAUCUCAACAAGUUUGAAGCACUUAAACCACAGUGGGCUAAGCAGCCUGAUUUAGCUGCAAAAGAGAUCUCUCUAAGACAAAAGAUUUGUCUGCUGUGUCUCAUGGAGAUGACAUUCAAGAGACCUGCCAAUCACAGACAGUUGACAUUUGAUGAGAUUGCAAAUGAAACCAAACUACCACUUACUGAGGUUGAGCUGUUGGUCAUGAAGGCACUGUCCCUUGGAUUGGUUAAGGGGUCCAUAGACCAGGUAGAACAGAAAGUGCACAUGACCUGGGUCCAACCUAGAGUACUAGAUGUAGACCAGAUCUCCACUAUGAAAACUAAACUCGACCAGUGGUGCCAAGAUGUGACUUCAAUGGAGGUAUUGGUAGAAAACAAGGCUCAUGACAUCCUCACAUAACUCUAUCAGAGAAAUAUAAAGACUUUGUCAUGGGGAACAUUUACGAAAGCAAGUUUAUGUUGGACAGCAAAAUGAUCUUGUGCAUACAUUAAAAAUGACAGUGCCAGCUUGUGGAAAAUCUAGAAACUAAUGAUGACAGGUGUUAUGUUUAUAUUUCUACUGGGACUGGCAUAUUGUAUUUUGGGCACAACUGGUGUACUUUGAAGUUUGCAAAGUCUAGACAAAUGAAUGUCACCUGGACUUUUAGUAUGGAAGAAUAUGUAUAUUUGAAUCACUUCUCAGAUAACAAGUCAAAUAAAGUAACCAAAAACCA